Messenger RNA from Eptesicus fuscus (big brown bat), 2165 nucleotides. It is a transcript of the gene AHCY, whose product is annotated as adenosylhomocysteinase. Gene Ontology annotation, cellular component: cytosol. Gene Ontology annotation, biological process: L-methionine cycle. The transcript has 10 exons. The coding region runs from base 178 to 1392 and encodes 404 amino acids. NCBI's taxonomy places the organism in Eukaryota, Metazoa, Chordata, Mammalia, Chiroptera, Vespertilionidae. The record is from RefSeq and is a predicted model, not a curated record. Gene Ontology annotation, molecular function: adenosylhomocysteinase activity.
CUGGGUGGUCCGGGACAAGUGCCGGUCCUUCUCUGAGCUUCCUACAGGGAAGGCGAGGGAACUGGAGCCCCCCAAUAGGCGUGUGAGGCGAGGCCUGGACAGCGAAUCCAAGGCCGGCACUCUGACAUCAGCCUGGCCUCCUGGGGACGCAAGGCCCUGGACAUCGCGGAGAACGAGAUGCCGGGCCUGAUGCGCAUGCGGGAGAUGUACUCGGCUUCCAAGCCACUGAAGGGUGCCCGCAUCGCCGGCUGCCUGCACAUGACCGUUGAGACAGCCGUCCUCAUUGAGACCCUUGUUGCCCUGGGUGCUGAGGUGCAGUGGUCCAGCUGCAACAUCUUCUCCACCCAGGACCAUGCAGCAGCUGCCAUUGCCAAGGCCGGCAUUCCGGUGUAUGCCUGGAAGGGUGAAACAGAUGAGGAGUACCUGUGGUGCAUUGAGCAAACUCUGUACUUCAAGGAUGGGCCUCUCAACAUGAUUCUGGAUGACGGCGGUGAUCUCACCAACCUCAUCCACACCAAGUAUCCACAGCUCUUGUCGGGUAUCCGAGGCAUCUCCGAGGAGACCACAACAGGGGUCCACAACCUGUACAAGAUGAAGGCCAACGGGAUCCUGAAGGUUCCUGCCAUCAACGUCAAUGACUCCGUCACAAAGAGCAAAUUUGACAACCUCUAUGGCUGCCGGGAGUCCCUCAUAGAUGGCAUCAAGCGGGCCACAGACGUGAUGAUUGCGGGCAAGGUGGCGGUGGUAGCAGGAUAUGGCGACGUGGGCAAGGGUUGUGCCCAGGCCCUGAGGGGUUUUGGGGCCCGAGUCAUCAUCACCGAGAUUGACCCCAUCAAUGCACUGCAGGCUGCCAUGGAGGGCUAUGAGGUGACUACCAUGGACGAGGCUUGUCAGGAGGGCAACAUAUUUGUCACCACCACAGGCUGUAUCGACAUCAUCCUUGGCAGGCACUUUGAGCAGAUGAAGGAUGACGCCAUCGUAUGUAACAUUGGACACUUUGACGUGGAGAUUGAUGUCAAGUGGCUGAACGAUAACGCUGUGGAGAAAGUGAACAUCAAGCCCCAGGUGGACCGCUACCGGCUGAAGAACGGGCGCCGAAUCAUCCUGCUGGCCGAGGGCCGGCUGGUCAACCUGGGCUGUGCAAUGGGUCACCCCAGCUUCGUGAUGAGCAACUCCUUCACCAACCAGGUGCUGGCGCAGAUUGAACUGUGGACCCAUCCAGACAAGUACUCCGUUGGGGUCCAUUUCCUGCCCAAGAAGUUGGAUGAAGCAGUAGCUGAAGCCCACCUGCGAAAGCUGAAUGUGAAACUGACCAAGCUGACGGAGAAGCAGGCCCAGUAUCUGGGCAUGCCCCGUGAUGGCCCCUUCAAGGCCGAUCACUACCGUUACUGAGAACCAGAUCUGCCCUUUUGCCUUCUAGCUGCUGUCCUUGCCCAGGUCCCUCCUCUUCUCCUCAAGAGCAAAUGGCACCAAUUUUGAGAAUGAUUUGUUAAUGUCCCCCAUCGACUCCCUGGGGCUGGCCACUCAGUCUUUGGCCUCCGUUAUAUCCCUCAUACUGUUCCUUGUGUGGGAGAGGGAAUUGAGAAGCCCCUCCUCAAGCCCUGGUCACAGGGGAGGUACAUGGGAGAUACCCACAGGGAACCAUGAGCUCAGGGGUUUUAGAACUGCUCACUCAGUCAGUCCUUCCUUAGGCUGGAAGUUGGAAGUGAUGGCGUAACACCUGUGUACUUUACUAUCUAAGCCCUCACCUGCCCUAUGGAUGUUGUGCCCAUAUUCUUGAUUGACGGGCUCACUGCUUCCUCAGCCCAUGACAAAUGAGAAGGAGCUAUAUCAAUGGGCGGGGAGGAACUGGUGGAGUUCAAAUGCUCCUGAGAGCCUGGCUUAGUGCUGGGCAUUCUCUUAUACCUCAGAACAAUGAGGUUGGUACUUUGAGUCCCUAUUUUACAGGGGUUAUAAAAUACAGUUACGGGACAGCCGAGAAAGGACAAGAGAAGUGACAGCCAGAGGUUGAGAGGGGCCAGAGAAUCUUAAAAGCAGGCAUAGAUCUGCCACCACUUUGUAAUGGUUCCUAUCACAACCCUGGGUCAAAAAGAUAAAUUUUGUUUAUGUUUAUAUAAUGUUAGAGCAAGAAGGUAGAUAAAUAAAAAUUUUGGUGCCUAAAAUAA